This is a messenger RNA of Cololabis saira (Pacific saury), 2717 nucleotides long. RefSeq names its product microtubule-associated protein tau-like. NCBI's taxonomy places the organism in Eukaryota, Metazoa, Chordata, Actinopteri, Beloniformes, Belonidae. Gene Ontology annotation, molecular function: microtubule binding. Gene Ontology annotation, cellular component: neuron projection. Gene Ontology annotation, biological process: microtubule cytoskeleton organization; neuron projection development. Bases 271 to 2211 code for a protein of 646 amino acids. The transcript is spliced from 11 exons. The record is from RefSeq and is a predicted model, not a curated record.
GCUUAGUAUCAGUAAAUGUUUUUUUGGAGUUAAUAUACAGUAUAUAUUUAUAUACAGUUUAUAUCCUUAAAAUGAAAUGGUCUGUUCAUCACGUUCACUGGACUGCAUCAUCUCUCAUCUCCCACCGGACCGUGAUCCAUAUCCAUUACUGUCCCUGUUUGUACCUGAACUCAUCGAUCACGUAACUUCUCUCUCAGUUUCUGGUGUCUUGCUUUCCUUGUUGACUUUCUCACCUUUUUGUUGCAACGGGGAGGAAAACAAGUGCUGUGAAUGUCAUCCUUAAUCUGCUUUUUAAACAAACCAGUGAGGCGUGCUGCUGGAGUCUCCAGUGAGCUGGCACUGGCCAAGCCUGCCGACCCCGGAGCUGAUGGGAAUGGCGUUGACUUCAUGAGAGCGGCCUGCUCUCAGGAAUCAGGGAACAUGGUGGAGGGUGACUGUGGGAAGAGGCUAAGUGACUCUCAAUGGGUCUCUGAGGACCUGGGCUGCAGGUCAGAGUUAAGACGGGACAUGGAGACCAGCAGCACGAGCACUGCUGAUUCUCAGAGGGCCAUCAGCCUGGAUGCGUCUGAAUGCCUGGCAGAGGGGAACAGUCCUCCUGGGACCUCUCUAGUCCGCAGCGCCGCUUUGGAAGACCUGACAUCCAUCGGAGACAGAAACUUGUGGCUCAUCCAGGCAACAGACGACAACUCCGAGCAACUAAAUGAUGGCGUGAUUACUGAUGGAACAACUUUAAAAUCAUGCAGCGACUCUGGAAGCAAAGUCAUAACUUCAGGAACGCAGCAAACUCCUCAGACGCAGAGUCUGUCACAGUCGGAAUCUGAAUCACAUUCUGAAGAUUUCCAUCCAGAGCAACGCGGCAGGAACACUUGUGAUAACGAUUGCCUCUCUAGCGAGCUGCCGUGUGACCCGGGGGCUGAAGGCGGCGGUGAGUCAUCGCUACAUAGGGCCAGCUAUACAAAGCCUGGCAUUUGUAAUGAGUCAGAGACGAGGAGCAAUGUGGCUCAGACCGCCGGCACCGCUGGGCUCCAGAAAACACCCUCCCAAACCCCGGCAGCCAGAAAGUCUUUGGUGCCCGUUGCAGUUUUCAAAGCUCAAGCUCAGGCGGAUACCGGGGAAAAGACUCACUCCGCCACUUCACCAUCCUCCUCCCCUGUCACCACGGACAGCAAAACACAGGCCUCCCCUCGAAACGGCCACAGCUCCAUCCCCGUUAAGAGCCCGAGGCCCCGGCCGGCCGGAAGUGUCGGUUCUGCGAAGAGCCAAACCCAAGGAGCCAAAACUUCUGCCAAAGCCGCGGCUCAACCAGAUGCGAGUGGACAGAGCAGCCCCGGCACUCCCAAGUCCCCCGCCAGCCAAGCGCAGUCCGCGGCCGAGGCCAACAAAGUGAAGAAGGUGGCGGUUGUGCGUUCCACCCCCAAGUCUCCGGGGUCUCUGAAGACCCGCUCGCCGGCGCCGCUCGCUGCAGCGCCCAUGCCGGACCUGAAGAACGUCAGGUCCAAGAUCGGCUCCACGGAGAACAUGAAGCACCAGCCUGGAGGUGGAAGGGUUCAAAUCCUUGAUCAGAAGCUGGACUUUAGUAGUGUGCAGUCUAAGUGUGGCUCCAAAGGCAAUAUCAAACAUGCACCGGGUGGAGGCAAAGUUCAAAUCCAGGACAAGAAGAUGGACGUAUCUAAUGUCCAAGCUCGCUGUGGCUCUAAAGACAACCUAAAGCAUACACCUGGUGGAGGCAAGGUACAAAUUGUUGAGAAGAAGUUGGACUUAAGCAAUGUGCAGUCCCGGUGUGGCUCCAAAGAUAAUAUAAAACAUGUACCCGGUGGUGGCAAUGUUCAAAUUGUGCACAAAAAAAUUGAUCUGAGCAACGUUACUUCCAAGUGUGGGUCGAAAGACAACAUUCGCUACAGGCCAGGCGGUGGAAAUGUUGAGAUCAAGAACGAGAAAGUGGAGUUCAAAGUUCAGUCUAAAAUCGGCUCUCUGGGCAACAUCGGCCACGUUCCUGGAGGCGGCCAGAGAAAGAUUGAGAGCCACAAGCUGAGCUUCCGCGAGACGGCCCGGGCCCGCACUGACCACGGCGCCGAGAUCGUCUCCUUGGAAGACUCCCCCCACCAGCUGAGCACCGUGUCGUCCUCCGGCAGCAUCAACAUGGCCGACGCCCCGCAGCUGUCCACGCUGGCCGACCAGGUGUCCGCCUCCCUGGCCAAGCAGGGCUUGUGAAGGCGGGGCGCGCCUCCGCCACACGCCACCCAGAGGAGUUGUGACGCCUUCCUCCUUGUUUUCACAGGACUUUUUUUUAGCUACCCAUCACUGUUCAUUCUCCACUAACCUUUGAAACUGUUCUUGAGGCGUUGCUGUUACAGGUCUUGAGAAAAAAAACACAGAUUAACACGUAGGCCGAGAUGUAUUUCAUUUCUCUCUGUGGUCUUUGAUCUCUACUUGCUAUUAUUUCAACCUUUUAUAGUGACCCUUUAAGAGUUAAAGCACCCCGGAGCUCAGAUCUCCAUAUGAAUCACUUUCUUUUCUAUUCCAGCACUUGUCCUUGUAACUAUGGUAACGACGACUUGUUCUCCAGACAGUCAGCCCCCAGGAACUCACCUCUGAUAGGUGUGCGCUAAUGUUUUUGCUUUGCUUCUUAAAUGCAGAAUAUCCGCCCUGAAAACCGAGCGACAUGCAGACUGUUAGCAAGAGGAGGAGCAGUUACCGGGGCCGGGGGGGCCGGGGGG